Messenger RNA from Fusarium coffeatum, 1011 nucleotides. RefSeq lists its product as uncharacterized. Gene Ontology annotation, biological process: carbohydrate metabolic process. Bases 1 to 1011 code for a protein of 336 amino acids. The record is from RefSeq and is a predicted model, not a curated record. NCBI's taxonomy places the organism in Eukaryota, Fungi, Ascomycota, Sordariomycetes, Hypocreales, Nectriaceae. The transcript has 4 exons. Gene Ontology annotation, molecular function: hydrolase activity, hydrolyzing O-glycosyl compounds.
AUGAAAGCUUACUUGUUUCUCAAUUUCUUCUUCUGCUGUUUUAUAAGCCUUGCCUUUGGCUUCACCAAUCCUAUCAAAACCGGAAGUGACCCACAGAUAGUAUAUCAUGGUGGCAUGUACUAUCUAACUUCUACAACGUGGACAGAUGUGAGAAUUACCGCAGCAUCCACGAUCGAUGGCCUCAAGACUGCCGAGUCAGUAGUGAUUUGGUCCGAUGUUUCCAAUCCAGACAGAGCCUGCAACUUUUGGGCUCCCGAGAUCCACAAAGUUGGCGGUCGAUGGCACGUGUACUUUACAGCAAGCAAAUGCGACCCUGACUGGGGCGUUGUUCUGCCGACUUUAAGGGUUUAUGUUCUGGAGGGAGGUCUGGAACACCCGUUGUCAAGCGAUUAUCGACUUUUAGACUCAAUUGUUCCCCCCAAUUAUAACGGAGGAAUGCUUGAUGCUACACUUUUCGACAUUGCAGACACAAGAUAUUUGCUUAAGUUUUCAUCAGUUAAUGGACCUGAAAGCCCUGAUGGAGCAUCGCUCUGGAUUGCUGAGCUCUUGUCGGCUGUUACAUGCGGCAAUGCCACCAUGAUCGCUGCUCCGGAAUACGAAUGGGAGAAGGAAGACUCCGCUGUUCUUGAGGGACCUUAUGGAAUCAACUCCCCUUCGGGGACUACUAUGGUGGUCUACUCAGCUGAUUCGUGCAGCACACCAGCGUAUAAGCUUGGCGUCAUGACGCUCACGGCAGGAGGUGACCCGCUACAACGGGCAUCUUGGGUCAAAUCUUCCGAGCCGAUCUUUGAGACUAAGAAUGGCCUCUAUGGGCCUGGUCAUAACGCGUUCUUCAAGAGUCCAGAUGGAAAAGAAGACUGGCAAGUGUUCCAUGCCAAUCUAGUGGCGACUGAUGGUUGCGGUCCUUCUCGGAAAACCUUUAUCCAGCCUGUUAGCUGGAAGGGGGAUCAGAUUGACUUGGGCGACCCUCUCCCUGUUGACACUGAGAUUAAUCCACCUUCUGGAGAGUGA